AUGAUAGUAGAGAAUGUUAAAAAAAGCAAAUUCUCUUUCUCUCGAAAGAGUGAUUCUGGAUAAUAAUGUAAAUUAGAGUAGUUUAAGAAUAAACUUUAAGGUAUGAUAUUUUUGUAUGUGUAGGGGAUGUACUGCAAUUUCUAAAGAAUACUAAAUAGGAUGAUUAAUCUUUAUAAUCCUUUUUGAAAAGGUUAGGAAUAAACUUAGAAGGUGAUGAAGAAAAGUAUAUUUUGGAUAUAAAAGAAUAUCAUACUAAAUAUGUAGAAGGAGAUAUUUUAGGAGAAGGUUGUAUAGGAUUAGUAAAAAGUGUUAAAAGAAAGAGUGAUGAUUUUGAAUUUGCUUGUAAAACAGUGAAGACUGACUCUGAAGAGAUUGUAAAGAAAGUAUAAGUUUAAUUGUAUUCAAAAGAUGAUAAUGGAAUUUAAAAACCUAAAGAAAUUGAAUCAUCCACAUAUUGUAUCUAUGAAAGAGAUCUAUAUUUAAUGGAAUGAAGGAUUCUAAUCAACUGGAAUGGUGUGUGUAAUAAUGGAGAAAAUAGAUGGUAGAGAGAUGUUUGAGGUUAUUUAAUAAUAAAAACAAUAUAGUGGUAUUAUUUUAACUAAGAAAGAGACCAUUGCUAGGGUGUUGUUCAUACAGAUUUUGGAAGCCAUUAAAUAUAUGCAUGAAAACUAUUGUUGUCAUAGAGAUUUAAAGCCAAAUAAUAUCCUUUGUGCUCAUGAUGGUAAAUCUAUAAAAAUAACUGAUUUUAAUGUAUUGAGAUUAGCUAAAUAAUAGGUUUCAAAAUUUAAUGAUAGCUAUAAAGAAUUUGGAGAUCUUAAUUAACAUGGAAAGAUUGAAAUGUGGACAUAUACAGGAACUGUUGCAUUCUCAGCUCCUGAGAUAUUUUCAGGAAAUCUUUAUAAGUAAUUCAAUUUAUGUAAUUAGUGAAUAAGUUGAUUUAUGGAGUGCUGGAGUCAUAUUAUAUGUCAUGCUAAGUGGAGAAUUACCUUUUAAUUCUGAAUAUUUAAAUGAUCUUAUUGAAUAGAUUAGACAAUGUAAAUAUGAAUUCACUGGAAUUAUUUGGGAUUAAAUCUCAUAAUCUGCUAAAGAUCUAAUUACUAAUCUAUUAUAAUUAGAUCCUGAUCAAAGAUUCACUCCUGAAUAGGCACUUAAUCAUCCAUGGAUUAUGCAUGAAUAAAGUAGUUCAGAUAUUCCAAGAUAUUAAUUAUAAAUUAAUAUGCCUCGUAUAUUGAGAGUUAAAAAUAUUAAUCAAGAAUCCAAAAUCAAAUAAAUUUGCUAUCUUUUUGGGGCUGGAGAUAUUUGGAAAAGACAUUCUCUAGGUUAAGAUACCAAUCUAGAUCUAUAUGAUAAUCUAAAGAAAUAUAGAUCUAUUGAUAUAUCUGAUAGUUGGAAAAAUGCUGAAAUCAAAGUAACGAAGGAUUCAAAUAAAAAAGGUGUUUAUACUAUUGAUUAUUCCUUUAGUGAUUCUGAUUGA
Molecule: messenger RNA, 1474 nt
Organism: Paramecium sonneborni
Lineage: Eukaryota; Ciliophora; Oligohymenophorea; Peniculida; Parameciidae
Source: the annotation of a GenBank genome assembly